AUGGGUAUUUGUUGCGGCAAAGGCAACAACACAAGACCAGAAUCCAAUGGCUAUUCCUUGUACCAAAACCCAUCAUCACCUUAUGAACCAAGGAAGCCUUCUCCCAUUGGACAAACUCAUCAGCAAUCGAAUCAAAACCAACCGAACUCUCCAUUGAAUCCGACUCCUAAACCCCAGUCCCUCGUCCAACCCGACGCAAUCCUUGGCAACCCCUAUUCAGAUGUUCGCUCCUUCUACACCCUUGGCAAAGAGCUCGGCCGUGGCCAAUUUGGUGUCACGUACCUUUGCACCGAGAAUUCGACUGGCUUAGCUUAUGCUUGCAAGUCCAUUUCCAAACGAAAGCUUAAGAACAAGAACGACAGAGAGGACAUCAGAAGGGAGAUUCAGAUUAUGCAACAUUUAACGGGGCAGGCCAACAUUGUGGAAUUCAAAGGAGCUUAUGAAGAUAAGCAGUCGGUGAACCUUGUACUGGAAUUGUGUGCUGGCGGAGAAUUGUUUGAUAGGAUUAUUGCCAAGGGCCAUUACACGGAGAAAGCUGCCGCGGGGAUUUGUCGAGCAAUUGUGAAUGUAGUGAAUAUUUGCCAUUUUAUGGGAGUGAUGCAUAGAGAUCUUAAGCCGGAGAAUUUCUUGCUUGCUACUAAGGAUGAGAAGGCGAUGCUUAAGGCUACGGAUUUUGGGCUGUCAGUUUAUAUUGAGGACGGUAGAGUGUACAGAGACAUAGUUGGAAGCGCUUACUAUGUUGCUCCUGAGGUUCUAAGACGCAACUAUGGAAAAGAAAUCGAUAUCUGGAGUGCUGGGGUUAUCUUAUACAUUCUUCUCAGCGGGGUACCUCCUUUCUGGGCCGAAACUGAGAAAGGAAUAUUUGAUGCAAUACUACAAGGCGAUAUUGACUUCGAUAGUUCACCAUGGCCAUCUAUAUCAGAUAGUGCCAAAGAUUUAAUCAGGAAGAUGCUGACCCAGGAUCCGAAGAAAAGAAUUACUGCAGCCCAAGUCCUUGAACAUCCAUGGAUUAAAGAAGGUGGUGCCUCUGAUAAACCAAUUGACAGUGCCGUCCUCUCCAGGAUGAAGCAAUUCAGAGCAAUGAACAAGCUAAAGAAAAUGGCUCUAAAGGUUAUUGCCGAAAAUCUUUCUGAAGAAGAGAUCAAAGGCCUUAAACAGAUGUUUACCAACAUGGACACUGACAAGAGUGGUACAAUUACAUAUGAAGAGUUGAAAUCUGGUUUGGCUCGGCUCGGUUCUAGGCUUUCCGAGACUGAAGUAAAACAACUCAUGGAUGCUGCUGAUGUGGAUGGAAACGGGUCUAUAGAUUACAUUGAGUUCAUUACAGCUACAAUGCAUAGGCACAAGUUGGAAAGAGAUGAGCACUUAUUCAAAGCCUUCCAAUACUUUGACAAGGAUAACAGCGGAUUUAUUACCAGGGAUGAGUUGGAAUUGGCCAUGAAGGAGCAUGGACUGGGUGAUGAUGCCACAAUCAAGGACAUCAUAUCUGAAGUUGAUUCAGAUAAUGAUGGAAGGAUAAACUAUGAUGAAUUUUGCGCAAUGAUGAGAGGUGGAGCGCAACCAAUGAAGCUCAUAUAGUUACUAGUAGUAUAGUGUAUUAUUAGAUAUUUACUUUGUUCAUUCGCCUGAGAUAUUUCACAUAAACUAGGAACCAACACAAAUUAGAGGCUUCAGUCCUCAAUACUUUUCCGAGUGAUGUUAAUGUGUAUACUUUUUUUGAAUCAAUCUUUUCCCGAACGUGUACGAUGGUAUCAUUGCAAGUUUAUAUCAAGAGUUCACAAUUGGCUUUACUUUAA
Molecule: messenger RNA, 1796 nt
Organism: Asparagus officinalis (garden asparagus)
Lineage: Eukaryota; Viridiplantae; Streptophyta; Magnoliopsida; Asparagales; Asparagaceae
Product: calcium-dependent protein kinase 19-like
Exons: 9
Coding region: 1-1578 (525 amino acids)
Biological process (GO): protein autophosphorylation; peptidyl-serine phosphorylation; intracellular signal transduction
Cellular component (GO): nucleus; cytoplasm
Molecular function (GO): calcium-dependent protein serine/threonine kinase activity; ATP binding; calcium/calmodulin-dependent protein kinase activity
Source: RefSeq, a predicted model, not a curated record